Messenger RNA from Folsomia candida, 1734 nucleotides. RefSeq lists its product as uncharacterized. Gene Ontology annotation, cellular component: membrane. NCBI's taxonomy places the organism in Eukaryota, Metazoa, Arthropoda, Collembola, Entomobryomorpha, Isotomidae. Gene Ontology annotation, biological process: sensory perception of taste. The record is from RefSeq and is a predicted model, not a curated record. The transcript has 3 exons. Bases 450 to 1688 code for a protein of 412 amino acids.
AUAGAUUCUGCAAUGACGCAAAACUGUAUAUCCUGUCAAUACAGACUUUGUCGCCGUGGCCGUUGUAUUAUGCCAACGUUUUCAUGGGUUCCGAGAAAUGCAGCGAUUAGUCUGCUCGUUGUCAUUUAUUGAAUUUGCACUCAACGACAUAUUUACAUACCUGAGAUGAUAUGUUAAGAGUUUAUGACCUAAAAUACAUAUAUAUGUACAUGUACUACAUUAUAAUAAUGUUGUUAGUUAGUGAGUGGGUAGUGAUGAGUGCCUAUCUAAAGUAAAUUAAAUCUUGAUAAGUAUAAAGUACAAAAGAAACCUUCUUGAGUACCCAUUUUCUGUAAUAAAUUAUGCAUUUCUAUUACUUCACUGGAAUCAAUAUUAAAUACAAAUUACAUUAACCUGAAACAGCAUGCAGUCUGGAACUGCGUCUCAAAAGUGGAGGUUACAAUUUUACGAUGACUUCCUCCAUAUUUUUAAGAAUAUUUAGAGGUCUUCUAAUCUUUACUGGCUUCUACCCACCAUCACUUCUUUCAAGAUUGUGGCUGCAGAGAUCUGGGAAAUGUUUAGCCCUCUUUUUGACCAUAAUUACAGUUCUUCUUGUUGUCCAGGAUAUGGAUAACCUUCGUCGCAUCACUGCAGCUGUUGGGAAAAAGCCUGGCGGGACGGAAGGAGGAGGAGGAAGAAAAGAAGUAGGAGAAGCAGGAGGAGGAGGUCCAGUGAUCCCAUUCACAAUGCAACUUUAUCACAGCAUUAUCCAUUUUGCAGUUCUAUUUCUCCGGCUCCAUUGCCCCGGCAACCUUCGCCCCUUAAAGGACAAUGUGGAUCGUCUUUGGACUUUAGGACUUUGGACCAAGGUCAAGUGUGGGGCGAGAGUAUGGGUGUUCUUGGGCGCUUGCAUCCUUCAACUUGUGUACACCACCUACACAUCAAUUCAAAUGCCGACGCCAUUCGACUGGGAUAAUCGUAAAUUUUAUACGUUGGAAAAUUGGCGUUUCAUUAUAAUAAAAAUUGUCGACGUGGUUUGGCAGGAGAUGCCAAUUAUGGACAUCGUCUCUUUCGGAGCACUUGUCUUUAUGACUUGGAUUACGGAUUUAGUCCAGUGUGUCUCCCGUGGCGUGGAGAGGCAUAAAAUGAGUUUGCGCAAGGGUGGAGUUGAACCAUUACUUUCUGAAAUUUUCCCUGGUGGUGGUUUGCUCCAACGAGAAUUGGAUUUAUGCUUGAAAAUAUGGACCAUUUGGGACCAAGCCCUGUCACUUCUCGGCCUUAUUCUCCUCCAUUGUUUGUGGGGUUGGAGUGCCCUCUUUUGCUUGGUCACGUUCAACCUGAUCUCAUCUGCUGUUGACCUCGGACCUUUGAAUGGAAUUCCUCUUGGGUUCCUCUUUCUAUUCGUCUGUUUAGCCAUGAAGUUGGUCGUAAUCACUGACGCGGCACAUAAUCUGCAUAAAUCAGUGGCAUCCUUGGAGCGUUUGUUGGUGGAAGUUAGAUUCGAAUGGGAGCGGAGUAAUAAUAAUGGGGGUGAGAUCGAACUCGCUGUCGUGCAACUGCAUGCCCUUUCUGCACAUCGUCCUCUUACUGUCACUGCCAGAGGACAUUUUGGAGUGGGACGAGAAACGUUGACUGCGGUAUGGGGCGUGGUCUCAACCUAUGUUGUUGUGUUGUUGCAAUUUUGGCAAACAACUCGAAAUAUACCAUAGGCCAAGUCGUAUGUUUUUAGUUUUGUGUACGUAUUAUUGAUUUUAU